AUGAAGCCAGGCCCCAAGAUCGGGUCUCUGCGACAUCGCAAACGCCCUCGAGAGAGUACUAUUGAGGAGGACGAGCGACCAAUCGGUACCCCUCGCCUAGACACCGAAGUCGAAGUUGACACCCUGAUGCUCCCGCCGCCUAUGCCUCGCAGCGACGCUGGCUCACCAGGGGACAGAAGGGAGCAGCCCUUGCUGACGGACACGCACCCCGUCAAGAUGUCGACGGGUGCCAAGGACCCCGAUCUAGCGUUCAUCCUGCACCCAGCACAUGAGACGUCGGCAUCAGACAAGGACGCGACGUCUCCGAGCGUAUCUGUGCCCUCGAGUCGUACCAAAGGCGCUCUGCAACGCGCGUGUUCUGUAUUGAAGAUGAGCGAAACAGUUGUGGAGACUAUGAUCAACACAUACUUUGAAAAUAUGACGGCCAUCAGUCUGUUCCACCAGCCCACAUUCCGGGACAAAAUGGCCCACAUCGCGUCUCCUACUCAAUUGAUUGCCCUCUUGGCCGCCAUGUUCACCUUUGCGGUGCGAUUUCAUUCGGGUGCGCAUGAAAGAUCCCAGAAUGACACGCACCGUCAAGCAACGUUGUACCUGAACCAAGCAGUGCGCGCGAUUGACGCGGCCCUCGACGAGUGCGGCGACUUCACCCCCCCUCUUUGCCUACUGCAGGCGUCCAUCCUCGCCGCUCAUUUCCAGCUGACCCGAGGAGUCUUAGGCCGAGCCUGGCGAAUGCUUGGAACUUGCGUAAGACUCGCAUACGAGAUGAACCUGCAUCUAGUGGACGUGCGGUGCACCUCGCCCGCCACGGACGCAGACAAAUGGUGCGAGGACGAAGAGAGACGGCGGGCCUGGUGGGCCGUCUGGGAGAUGGAUGUAUUCGCCACCACGAUCCGCCGAACCCCGACAGCUGUAGACUGGUCACAGCUCGAGACGUUCCUGCCCGUGCGUGACGAGGACUGGUUCCGCGCGACGGCGCGGCCGAGUUGUUUCCUUGAGCGUGAUCCCAUCCGGCGCUGGAAGGCGCUGGAAAGCUGUGGCAACCAGUCCGCCAAGGCGUGGUUCAUUGUGAUCAAUUCCCUCAUGAAGGAGGCGCAGCGCAUCUCGAGCCCCCGAGGCAUUCCUGGUCAGCCACCGUCGGAUCGCAUAGACGAGGCUCGUCAGCGCUUGGAAGUCAUUGCCAACGCAGUGCGUUGCUUCCAGCUGGCCCUGCCACGGGCCUUUCGAUACGACCAGCGGUAUCUGGCGUUCGACUUUGCGAACCGCCAGAUGCAUUCGGCAGUAUAUAAUAUCCACAUGAUGACCCAGCUGGCGAGGAUCAUGAUCUACCGCUAUGACGUCUUCAAGGGCCGCUUUCGCGUGGCGGUAGGCAGCCAUGAGCCUGAUCCCAUCGGAGAAGACACAAAUGUAAAUGCGGGAGAGCGUCUGGCUGGCCAGGCAUACUUUGACGCGGCGGGUGAUAUCCAGGCCCUCGUCCACCAUAGCAGCGACGACCACAUCCGUCACAUUAACCCGUUCCUGUCCAACACGAUCUGGCUAGCUUCGGCAGUACACUUAAUGCGCAGUCAGCUCUGCCGGCCUGGAAUGACCCGAUCAGUCAUUAAAUCCAGAUAUGAAGUUCUCCAUCUCACGUACAAAAAGUGCGUUCGCUUCUGGGACAUGCAUACCGCAGUGCAGCAGAACCUCGAGGCGCUGGAAGAGCAACUAGAGGAGUGGCAGGCCAAGGGACAACCCUGCAAUGAUGGAGCAAAGCAGGCGCAAUCUAGCACAAUUGCCGGGGCCCCAGAUGUCUUGCCCCAGCGGGACUUGCGCACUCCUUCAGCAUCGCUCGCCCCCCCUACGCCUCCGCCCAGUCAUCGAUUCUAUGCUAUUGACUGGCAAACAGAAGGGCUUGCGGAGGCAACAGACCCAUCAUCUUUGGAUGCGAUGGCUGCACAGCUGCUAGAUCCCAUGUUCCUUUUUGGAACUGCCUCGUCGCAAGGACUAUUGAUCGACAAUAAUUCAGGACUGGACCUAGACCUGGGAUUCUGGGGUUCCGAAUCUACAUGA
Molecule: messenger RNA, 2046 nt
Organism: Aspergillus thermomutatus
Lineage: Eukaryota; Fungi; Ascomycota; Eurotiomycetes; Eurotiales; Aspergillaceae
Product: fungal specific transcription factor domain-containing protein
Exons: 2
Coding region: 1-2046 (681 amino acids)
Biological process (GO): DNA-templated transcription
Cellular component (GO): nucleus
Molecular function (GO): DNA binding; zinc ion binding
Source: RefSeq, a predicted model, not a curated record